Messenger RNA from Phytophthora nicotianae INRA-310, 255 nucleotides. RefSeq lists its product as hypothetical. The record is from RefSeq and is a predicted model, not a curated record. Bases 1 to 255 code for a protein of 84 amino acids. The transcript has a single exon. NCBI's taxonomy places the organism in Eukaryota, Oomycota, Peronosporomycetes, Peronosporales, Peronosporaceae.
AUGUUUCUCUCUGAGUUGUUUGGAAGCAUUACGAUCCGUGAAGACAGCGACUUCGAGAACUCUGAAUUCGCUCAAGUUCGAUUGUUUUCGUUGAUAUCAUCCGGAGCAACAGUGGAGUCGAACACUGCUGUGUUUUCGAAGCUGGCUGAAGGAGAGAACGGAGAGUAUGGAAUCAUGGCUGAAGACUUUGUGGACUUUGAUGAAUUGCAUCCAUACCGCGGUGAUAGCCUUUAUUUUAGGUCAGAAACAAAAUAG